UUAGCAAUCCUUGUCCUGUAACUUUUUUCUCCUCCAAAAAAUGGAAACCGACCCGUUGGCUGGUGACUGACGCCAGGGAUGCCCGUUCUUCUUUCCCGGCUAAAAACACAGGCACAAAGGAUUGCCUAUUUUUGCCGGAGCAGCCUCUCUCUCUCUCUCCAUCGAUGGGCCACGUGAGGUAAACUGCCCUGCAAAACCCUAUUCCGUCAACUGCUCCGGACAUCCAAAUGUUGCAGCCGCACCAAUCCUCCUACCCUUCCCUCCUCUCCUACUCCGAUCAAUCCCACGCCCUUGCCCCUAUCCCCAUCGUCUCUUACCCCCAAAUUCCUCUUUUCUCGGUCCUCCCCUCGGAUCCGUGUCUGCACGCACCUGGUACGGACCCACAUGCUUCUUCAAGCUCCUAUCUGUCGGUCAGUGCUGCCCAGACAUCGCUUUAUCAUCAUGAUCCAGUUGCUGUCUCUGAGAGUUGGGUCGUGAAACAGGCCGAUCCCGUUAAAUAUGCAGCUGAUCAUAAAUCUUUGAUUAAGAAGUCAAUAGGACCCACAAGUUCAAAUUCCUUAGGGAACAGCGAUUGUAUGAAUGAACCUUUGGCAAAUGAUGCCUCAAAGAACACAACGAAGCAAACCCAGGUUAGCCAACCAUUAAGGUGCGAGAUUUGCAAAAUUGAUUGUACUAGCAAAGAUGUCUUUGAGAAACACAUGUUGGGAAAGAAGCACAAAAAAAAAUUGCAAAUGGAAAUUGCUCAUACACCAUUCAAUAAAAGAAGCCGCCCGGGCCUAGGUUAUGUUGAAUGGAUAUCAGGGGCUUCAGGGGUGGCUAUAGGUGAGGAUUUGGAGGCCAAGAAACGUAAGGUUCUGAAUGGUGGUGCUCAAAGUGACUCUGUCAAGGUCUGUACAAUAUGCAAUGUUGUGUGCAAUAGCCAAGAGGUGUUCAAUAAGCAUAUUUCGGGGAAAAAGCAUGCCAUCCAGGCUGGUUUAAUACCUGCAAUUACGGCUCAGCCAUUUGUUGCUGCAAAUGCGAACACAAACCCUUUGUGUUGGAUUGUUCCUAGAGUGCAGCCUCAGAGCAGCUGGGUGCAGAAAAAUAUCCGAAAGAAAACCAAGAUUGUUCAAUCUGCAUGGUGUGAAGUUUGCCGACUCCAAUGUAACAGCAUUGAUGUUUUCAAUCGACACAUAAUGGGGAAGAGGCACCAGAAGAACCUUGAGCAACUUGAAGCAUCAAAACAAGAUACCAGUGGCGCAACCACGACAGAGGCCAAUUCAGUAAGUGGACCAGCAGAAAACCCAGAGGCUGGACAGUGCAAACCCAGUGACAUGGCAAAAUCUGUAAAUAAAACAAACCUGUCACAGGCCUCAGAAAUAGAUCUGGAGGUGAAAAAACGGAAGGUUUUGGAAGGCGGGGCGGCAGCUGGUGCUGUUAGAGUCUGCACUUUAUGCAAUGUUGUAUGCAAUAGCCAGACAGUAUUCAAUUUUCAUUUGACUGGCCAAAAGCAUGCAGCCAUGGUGCAGAAACUGGCAGAUACCGCAAUGGCAAAAGCUGGUGCACAAGGGAGUGCUUGUGUGUAAAAGUUGGGUUGCCAAAAAUCAUUGUGCCAACCUCCAACUCCUACCUUUUGCCUUUUGCUUUUCUUCCUGUGAAGCAUUUUGAAGAUCUCAAGGCGUGGAAUUUGCUGAAAGUACAUUGGCAUAUUCUUCAACCAUUCAUUUUGUAGUUAGAUUAGUGUCAAGGGAAGGGGGUGAGUUCUUGUUACAAAA
This is a messenger RNA of Malania oleifera, 1754 nucleotides long. RefSeq lists its product as uncharacterized. Bases 228 to 1565 code for a protein of 445 amino acids. NCBI's taxonomy places the organism in Eukaryota, Viridiplantae, Streptophyta, Magnoliopsida, Santalales, Ximeniaceae. The record is from RefSeq and is a predicted model, not a curated record. The transcript is spliced from 4 exons. Gene Ontology annotation, molecular function: zinc ion binding; nucleic acid binding.